GUCGAAAUUUCGCACGUGGAAGCACGUUAUGUUUUGAAUGAGUAUCUACAAGAGAUGCGGUGGACGGACGUCAUAGUUGGCGCUUGCUUUCUCUAUCUGGCGGGUGCGCAAUUCUACCAAUUGCUGUCGUCGCCAGGGCUGGAGGAGGAACCAAAAAGCGUCAUAGUAAAACGAGGACGCAACGUUAGUUUCAAAUGUCGUUCGAAUGGAGAUGUACAGUGGUUUCGCAAUGACCAGAAACUUUGGAGAGAAGACGGGUAUGAGAUGCUAGAGAAUGGUGAUUUGUUGAUUAGUAAUGUCGACCGAAACCAUGAAGGAAAGUACUACUGUAUGGUUAGUGUUGAUCACGUAGGAGCGGUGAGAAGUAGAACUGCAGAAUUGAAACUUCGAAACACAGACAAUCAGUGGCUAAUUCCUCCUUCUAAUAUUACUGUUUAUGAGGGCAAUGCAGCCUAUUUCUAUUGUUUACCCAAUUUUACCAUCAGUCGACGUGGUUUAAUCACCAUCAUGCCAAACAGCACAUCUCACGUGUACUGUGGACAUGGGUUAGGGACAUGGAACAGAGAUCGGUGCCAGUUGCAAGACUCGGAACAGUUUCACUUUCUUUCUGAUGGCAGUCUUCUUGUUCGCAAUGUGUCAUCAUCAAAGAACAAAUAUGAGUUCUGUUGCACUGUAACUACUCGAUACAAGCGUAAAAGAAUACGAGGAUCCACUAAUUAUAUAGUAAAGCGUCGUGGAAUAGGACCCAAAUGCGCUUACUUAACUGUAAAACAGUCAAGUGGAGUGAAGAGAGCUCUCAACAUAUCGGUUACACCUAGAAACAUCAGUGUGCAUGCCAGGAGUGAUAUUUUUAUCCCGUGUAUAGCAACCGGAGUUCCAUCGCCUGAAGUAGUGUGGACGAACCCUGAUGGGAAUGAAGUCCACGUGAAUGGGCUAGCCAAAGGCAGACUUGAAGUAAUAGAACCAGGAGUGCUGAAAAUACGAGAGUCAAGACCAAGUGAUUCUGGAGUUUAUCGUUGUGUGGCAAGAAACAAACAUGGACAAAAGAAAGAAGUUACUGCAACUGUCGUAGUCUCAAAUAUUCCAAAGGUAAAGUCUAAAUUCAAUAACACUAUCUGGAUUUUGCGAUCAAAGGCAGCAGAACUUCAUUGUCCUAUUAUUGCACAGAAUUAUCAUCCUGUAGCAUCUCCCAAGAUAACGUGGCUUGUAAAUGGCACUGUAAUUCAAAAGUCUUUGGAUAGUCAAAAGAGCAAGUUUUUAUUGUUAUACGACAAACUCCACAUCACCAAUGUAGAGUUUAGUGAUGAAGGAAUGUACCAGUGUGUGGUAGAGAAUGCUCUUGGGAGUGCACAGACACAGACCUCAUUUCGAGUGAGAACUAUAGGACCACCAGAUGCUGUCAAGAACCUGAAGUUUAACAAUGUACCCGGUGAUGUUGUGCUGUCGUGGUCUCCUGGAUAUCCUGGUUGUCAAACAGCAACUUGUUCAAUUCAGAGCUAUGUUGUUGAAGUGUUGAAACGUGGCAGAUGCACAGGGAAGUGCUCACAUAGAAUUGAAGGCCAUCGCACUAGUGUGCAAUUGAUAAGUGGAGGAAUGGUUGACAGCAGUGACGAGUAUCAAAUUAGAGUAAGUGCAUGUUCCGCAUUAAAUGAGUGUGGGAGACCUGUCAGUAGAAGCAGACUGAUUGUUGUUUCUGACAAGAAAUCAAAUGACAUCAGAAUUUACACGAGCCUAGCAACUGCUGUCAAUAUUUCUUAUCAGCUACAUGUACCUUCCCAUAUGAGCUUUGUUGAUAACAGUUGUAAGGUCUGUGUUUACUACACUGGUUCUCUGUCACCACCACUGGAAUUUCAUGAGUGGCAAACAAAAUGCCAUAAGUGUAGAACACAUCUUCCUCUAGAAAGGCAAACAGUGGAGGAAAUAGUGAAAAUCAAUGAUUUGAAACCUUGGACUGAGUACCAGGUUUUCUUGAAAGUUUAUGGAAUGGGAAUGGGUAUGACACGUGAGGAUUUUGUGGCAACGUCUCACAUAGCACACUAUCACACAGCUAUGGCAGCACCAUCUCGGGCACCAUUACUUCAGCAGGCUAUAAGACUGAAUUCAACCACCAUCAAACUUAUAUUCAAGGGUAUUGGUUCAAAUGAUGUCAGAAGUCCAUCAUUCUACUAUCAGCUCAAUCAAAUUGAACAGAAUCAGACGAAUGUUGUCUGCAAGCUGCCCAUGCAAAACAGAUCAGAUGCUGACAAUGAAACUAUUAGUGUACUCAUUGAUGGAAGUCUUUAUGGCUUGUCUCCAUGGUAUGACUACAAAUUGACAGUGCAAAGUUGCUGCGACGCCAGUAAAUGCAGGGAAUGGGCAACCAAGGCAGAUGGUACUUUCAUCGAAUCUAUAGAAUUGUCAAGGCUUGAGGCCUUGUGCAGCAUGUCAUGUACAUGCAGCGAAUAUUCCGUUCCAGUUGUUGUCGAGCCUAGUGAGAUAAAAUUUGAAUCAGUCACUAACACAACAAUAAUUGUCUCUGGAUUGUCAGCUAAAGUAUCUUGGGAACCCAUCAAUAGCAGUUUAAUCUGGGGGUACAAAGUGAACAUUUCAAUGGAAUCAGACAAACAAGAUCCGUAUAUUGACAAUGACACUACUGCAUCUCAGUUGAAUGUUACUGGACUGAGACAGCAGAGUCAUUACAAAGUUACAGUGUCUAUAUGGACAUUCGAUAGACCAACACCAAUCAAGUGCUCUCAGCCGGUCACGUUUGUAACUCCACCUGAACUCUGGGCCCCUCCUAACUACGUUGUUGUUAAACACGGCAACAGGAUGAAUUCUGUUGUUGUUUCAUGGGAGUCAAGCCUGCAUUCUAACGUCACUGGUUACAUGGUGAGCUAUUGCAAUAGCAGUCAGCAGUUUCCUAUUUCAAAAACUAAUGCCACAACAAACAGCUCUAUCAUUAAUGAUUUACUGCCAAACAAGACAUAUUUAAUGAAAGUAGCGACAAUGUACAAUGGUCAACAAGGUCUGUGGUCUUCAACAUGUGUCUCUUACAGGACUUCAGACUUUGUACCACCUCCUGAAAUUCGUCGAAUUUGCAUUGGUACAGACCAUGUUCAACUGACAGUUCUUCCAUGUUCCUCACCCUCCUGUCAGUAUCGCUCAUUGAACAUAUCUAUAUGUCCCUCUAGCCAAUCAAAUUGCUUCUUCUACAAUACAACCUUCCAAGAUAUGACUCAAUCUGGAAGCAGCAUCACUUUCUUUGUGAAAACGUCGAAGAGUUGGAGAGCUCGCAAUUAUAGCGUUUCUCUUCAAUAUGCAAACUACGAGGGAACUAAACCAACAGUCUGGUCUGAUAGCAUCCCAGUGUCAGGAGAUUCAUGCUUGGGUGUACAGAGUCAGAAUACAGCAGGUACUUCAGGGGUAGUAUCUGUUAUAAGUGUAGUUGGAGUGGUAGCAGCAGUACUCAUCCUUGGUGUGGUUGCCUAUUACGUACGUCUAAGAGUGCAAAACAAGUAUGAUGCUGGAAGCAGUAGGGUUGCCACAAAAAAACACAAAUUUUCAACGACGUCAAGCGUUGGACCAGUUGACAAACAGGCCGCCAUUUAUACAGAACCGGAUACUGUUGUUGAUGGUCAAGAUACAGACAGUGAAGGGUAUGAUACCCUGGAGGAAGGUGCACAAAAAUGUGAACAAAGUGACCAGAAUCGUCUUCAUAAUCAAGGUGAUGAGUACUCUCCUGGACAUAUCCUAGGGUUGUACUUGGGUCAACCUCCAAGAGAAGAACUAGUUGCAAAGAAAGGUUAUAGACGGUGUUGGGGAAGACGUAAAGUGCACAAACAAGACAAUGGGAUGAGAAGCCAAGCUGGAGAUAUUCCACUUGAUCCAUUGAGACACCCUAAUCAAAAUCCUGUGAAUGUGGAUAAGCGUAUCCUAGACAGUGGAAGUCCUGGCACCAGAGGUCGUCGUAUUGGGGUCACAGUCCAGCCAGAAAUCAACCACAUACCAUCACCAUCCACCCAAGACAACUCACAUACUAACACUACUGCUGACAAGACUAGUAGAGCUUCCAAAGGAUACAUGCAGUUAGACGAACUAGUUACACCUCUCGGGAACUACAAACAGCCUGAAGAGCAUCAUAAGGAAAGCCAAGAAAACACAGAUGAGAUGUCACUGACAGAGAAUUCACAGAUCACAACAUAUUGCAAAUCACACGACCGGUUGUCCGAUACAGAUACUUCAAGUAUAGAUUCACAGUUAGUAGGCUGUAAAGACCAGCACCAAUUAUCCCAAAAUCAAAUUGCACAAUCUGAUAAGGAAUUCCAAGAUAUGCCAAGGCCACAGACAAAGACUUUGCAUAGCAAUUAUGUGUCACGACAGUCUAUUGGAUCACUAGCAGAAGAUGCGAUUUUAUCACCCUAUCUCCUUAGUCAACAUCAGAAAGUCUAUACUAACCCAACAGGUACAUCUGUGUCAAGAAAUUCCACCGGGGCACUAUCACAAGACAUGGGAAUAGCUUCAUAUUCUCCUCCUCGACGUCACAAAUCCCAAUCAGACAUUACUUGUGACUACUCAUCAGGAAGCUCUGUUAGCAGACUAUCAGUUGAUAUGGGCAUAGCCUCAUAUUCACCUCCUCAGCAUCACAGUAAAUCCCACACCACCACUGCUGGUGACUAUGUAUCUAAACUUCCUAGUGGAGAUAUAUCGGGAAUAUUGUCACACUCAUUUCCUCAUCACCCCAAAUCCCAGACUGGCAUUAUUGAUAGAUUAUCAGUCGAGAUGGGCAUAUCCUCACAUUCACCUCUUCAGCAUCACCAUAAACCAUAUGUCACUGCAACUGGUGACUAUAUAGCAAGACACUCUAGUGACGAAUUGUCAGAUGAUAUGGGAAUAGCUUCAUACUCACCUCCUCGACACCAUAAAUCUCUCACAGACAUUACACAAAUUGAUGGGUCUCAAAGAAAUACUAAACCAACUUCACUAACUACUGGGCAAUUUUCAUCUUUGUUAGCCUUGCAUCAUAAACCUCAUGCCAGCCCUGCUUGUGACUACAUGUCAAGAACAGUUGUGGGAUCAUCAGAAGACACAAAAGAAUAUGCUCCAUACUCUCCUCUUUGAACAAGCACACACACAAAAAAGUACUACCAGACUACAUGUAAGGAUUGGCUGGAUGCAAGAAAGAUGUGUUGCAAUUGCAAGUAAAUACACAACAAACCAGCAAUGACACAAAAG
This is a messenger RNA of Corticium candelabrum, 5211 nucleotides long. RefSeq names its product neogenin-like. The record is from RefSeq and is a predicted model, not a curated record. Gene Ontology annotation, molecular function: protein binding. Bases 55 to 5097 code for a protein of 1680 amino acids. The transcript is spliced from 16 exons. Lineage: Eukaryota; Metazoa; Porifera; Homoscleromorpha; Homosclerophorida; Plakinidae. Gene Ontology annotation, biological process: cell-cell adhesion.